Dictyostelium discoideum AX4 is the source of this 2934-nucleotide messenger RNA. Its product is annotated as DG1041 family protein. The coding region runs from base 1 to 2934 and encodes 977 amino acids. The transcript has 2 exons. NCBI's taxonomy places the organism in Eukaryota, Evosea, Eumycetozoa, Dictyosteliales, Dictyosteliaceae. The record is from RefSeq and is a predicted model, not a curated record.
AUGAAAUCUUUACUUUUUAUUUUUUCUUUAAUUUUUAUAUUAUUAAUAAUAUCAACUAAAAAAUCAAAUGGUCAAAGUUUAUAUAGUUUUGAUUUUUCAUCUGCUCGUGUUACUAUAAGUGGUCAACCACAUUUUAAAGUUGAUUAUUAUCCAGGAAGUACAAAUACAAAUUAUAAAGGUGAUUUUUAUCCAGAUUUAGAGACAAAUACAAAUGUAAAGAAAUAUUCAUUUACUGGUAAUUCAACACUUAGUUCAACCACAAAUUAUAGAACAACAGGAUUUCUUACACCAGCUAUAGAUAGAAUAGAUAAUCCAAUUUCAACAAUGAUUACAGAUAUAAAUAGUGUUUUAAUUGUACCAGCUGGUAUUACAAUUACAGUUAAUUCAUCAAAUUCAAUUCCAACAUUAUUGGUUAAAGGUAGAUUAAUUUUAAAUCCAACAUUUAAUUCAAAGUUGGUUUGUCAAAAAGUUAUUAUUUUCCCAGGUGGUGUUGUUGAAUCAAUUCCAGCAUCAACUUCAAAUCAUUCAAUUGUAAUCAAUGGUUUUGAUCCAACCGAUUAUCCAAGUUGGGAUCCAUUAAAAACAUCAUCAUUUAUUUCAUUGGGUGGUAGUGUAACAUUACGUGGUUUCGAUACAAGUUCAAUGUGGACUGGUGUAAAUAACUCUUUCACUUCAUAUGGUGGUACAUUUUUAAAAUCAUUCUCUUAUCCAACUUCAAAUCAACCAGUAUAUAAAUUGGUUAGUCCACUCUUACAAACUGCUGUAAAUUUCAAUCCAAAUUAUACACUUAGUAACUAUUACACUGGUCUUUCUGGUGCAUCUGGUAUUUAUCAUUCAAGAGAUGGUACAAAUUAUGGUGGUGCAGGUUAUAUCUUAAUGCGUCCAUUUUUAAAGAAUUUAUUUGUUAGUGGUGUUUUUAGUAGUUCAAUGGUUUUCACACUUGAUUCUUCAGUUAAUAUUGAAAAUUCAGUAUUCUCUGAUAUUGGUCAUACAACAUCAUCACCAUUGGAUGAUUAUACAUUAGAUUCAACCUAUACAAUCACUCAUGUUGGUACAAAUCCAUCAGAUAGAUAUCCAAUUACAAUUUUACAUAACAAACUUGCUGUUAAUAUUCAAAAUAAUAUGUUUAUACCAUUAAAUGAUUAUACCAAUCAGCAAAGUUUAACACCAAGAGCUUAUAUUGGAAUUAAACGUUCAUUUGGUACCAUAAGUGGUAAUGCUUUCGUAUUAAGUUAUGGUAUUAGUGGUAUUAGUUUAUUAUAUGGUACUGAACAAUUUACAAUUAGUUUCAAUGCAUUUAUCUCUGUUUAUACUGAUAAGAGUACACCAUCAUCAAGAUCAUAUCCAGAUAUUGAUUAUAUUAAUGGUGGUAUCAUUACAACUACACCCUAUUCAACCUAUGAAGGUAAUGCAUUUGAAGGUAAAUUUAAAGGUGGUGCAUUCCAAGUUAUUCCAAUUCAAUCAAGAUCAUCAAUCGCUGGCUUAACCUCUGAUAUCCUUUUAGGAACUUAUUCUGGUCUUACUCAAGAUAAUACACAAGAUUAUAAAUCAAAUAAUCUUUGGAAUAGUGUUGUUUUUAAAAAUCAUUUCCUCGCUGGUGAAGCUGAAUUCCGUGUUUCCUAUACAUCUCAACCACCAAUUAAAAUUAACUUUUUAGGUGGUUGGUUCAUUGGUCAAAGAGCAUCAACAACUCUUGGUUCAACUACUCCAAAUAUUGAACUCUUUUAUGAUUCACCAUACAUUGCCAAUACUUUAUCCAUCAAUGAUAAAGUAUAUAUUUUCGAGACUGAUACACACACUGGUACCUAUAAUUCAGUAUCAAUAAAGAAUGCAAUUUCAAUAUCGAAUUAUAAAUUCUUUGCACAAUCAUUGAAAUGUAAAUAUAUUUCAAUUGUUGAUUCUAAAUUUUCACAUUUUUCAAAUACCUCUGAUUUCUUAAAGAAAUAUACAAAUCAACUUUAUCUUUCAAAUGUAAAUGGUACUAAAACCAAUUUGGAUAAUACAAUUUCAUACUUUUUCCCAUUGUAUAACUUUGGUGCAUCAAUUUUAUCAGCAAAUCAAAUUAAUUUCUCAUUUAUUCCAAACUUUGAUUACCUUGAUAGUAAUGGUCAAAGUAUGAGUUAUAUUGUUAAUGAUGUUUAUCAAACUACAGUUCCACACUUAAUCCUAUCUCCAUCUCAAUAUACUAUAAAUGAAACUUUUACAUCAAAUGUUGUUACUCUUCCAUCAUCAAAUGGAAAAUAUACCGUUAUGGUCUCUGCUAAAUCCUAUAACGCACUUCUAUCUCCAUCCUAUAGUGAAGCUGGUUCAUACUAUGCAAAUACCUAUAUUGCAGAUUCAGUUUGUAAUUCAUUUUAUCUUGGUAUUGAUUUAACACCAGAUGUUGAAGCAACUCGUCGUGCAUUAUCAAUCUUUGGUAACUCUUGGACUAAAUGUGGUUGGGUUAAUAGUUUAGGUAAAUGUACUACCACUGGUUUAUUCUCAAAGAUUACAACAACAACUCCAUCAUCUAUAACCGAUGGUACCACUCCAGUAACAUCCACUGAUUCAAUCAGUAUGUUAACUACAUACCUUAGUAAUGAUGUUAUUAAUAGUAUUCCAAGUACUAUUAAUAUCACGUUACCAGGAAAUUCACAAUACAAAUUCUAUUUAUACACUUAUAAUCCUUCAUUUACUGGUAAUUCCAUUUUUACUUCACUUCCAUUAUACACAAUUAAAGUCGAUGGUGCCUAUCAAGAACCAUUCACAAGAACUACUCCUCAAUACCAAUACUAUCAAAAAUUAGGUCCAUUCUUUUGGAAUAAUGAUCAAUCAACUGAUAAAGUUUUAAAUAUUCAAUGGGCUUCAGAUAAUUCAAAAUUUGCUAUCCCAAUCUCUGGCAUAGAAAUUUAUUCAUCAAUAACAACUCCUUUUGCCAUCCCAAUUGAUCCAUAA